Messenger RNA from Porites evermanni, 7032 nucleotides. The record is from the annotation of a GenBank genome assembly. Lineage: Eukaryota; Metazoa; Cnidaria; Anthozoa; Scleractinia; Poritidae.
AUGGCGGCUUCCAGUGUAAACAUUUACUCUCCGCUUUCAAGGCUUAGAAGAGAUAAUCAGACGUUACUAUCACAGCUGAAACAAGGCCAGAAUGACACUUGGGACGUUCUGAAAAGAAUGAGGUCGGUAGAUGAUUCAUUUGUCACAAGAACCGACGGUGAAUCGAGCUUUACUUAUCGCGGGGCUGACAGAACGCCCGCCAGCGUGACUCGAAGAGCUGAUCAAGGGUCAACUAAGGCGGGUCAAACGAGCACUCCGAAAAGCUUUCGACAAGCUUUGAUGUCCGGUGGAAAUGAUAGAAGAAACAGGACUUCUGUGGUGCCGGUGUCGAUUCUUUCCACUCCAGGAAACCGUAAGAAAGUCAGUAUUCAAACAAAUGUACACUUACGUACAUGUUAGUUCAGCUAUAGUUUCUUAGUAGUCUGGGUCAGUUUGCAUCCUAGUUUCAGUGUUAGAGAACUGGAAGCUGAAAAAUGUCCCGUGAUUAAUUUUGUUUAAGCGUUUAAUUUGUUUUACAGGAUAUGCAACAACUUUUGCAAAUUGUUUAAAACGUCAUGAAUAUUCAAUGCAACGCAAAAUUCUUACUGUACUCUUUGGUUGGUAUGCGGUCACUUCGAUCAGAUCGUUCCAAGCCAGAUCGUUCCACUUAAUAGUCAUAUAGUUCCACAAUAUUAUAGUCAGAACUUUUCACGAGUCUUUAAGCCUCGAGCGAAAACAAGGGCGCACCUAGUGUAAGGGUUAAGCCAUAACCCAAAAAAAGCGCCCUUCACAUCGAGUUUUACAUGGCCUUUUCUUGAAAUAUCUGGCCCCCAAAAGUGGGUUGUAGGGGCCACUUUGGCCCUCAAGCAGCAAUUUCUAUUCACGUGGAACGUGUCUACAGUCAUUUCGCCUACGAGUCGUUUCACCAACGUCCUGUUCGCUAACUUCUGAAGUCUUUUCGCUUUCGUGUCAGGUCAGUUCCCUAACUGCUUUCGCCCGAUUAGUGGCUAAAAGAAGGAGGUACUGUAUGUACACGCGCAUCACACUUUUUUGUAUCAUGGAUGAGAGAAUAAAUUUUGACUGUUUUGUAGUAGAUUCAUCAUAUAAUUUUACAUUUGACCCUUUUGGCCUUUAACUCUUGUCUGUCAUUUGCAAUAGCUAAAAGAAUUGAAUUUCUGUCACUGAGGCAAAGAUGUCUUUCCAGUGAAAAAUCCCUACGCUGUAGCCAUGAGGAGCAAGGAGAAAUGGCUAUAUUCACAGGCUAACCUGUUACUUUCUAUUUCAGACACCUAAGAAAGCCCUCCAUGUAAGUUUUGAACUUUCACCCCAUCGUGAGCGGAGUGUAGUUGGUAAUGAUGACAGACGAAGGUCCCUGCUUGGUUAUGAUUGGAUAGCUGGGAUGCUGGACAACACAUCAUAUCUUUCGGAGAAACCAGACGACUAUUUUGAUGAUCUAAAGGAGUUUAGGAGAGUUAAUAAGGAAGACUGUUGUGGAAAAACGGUUGUAGAGUAAGUGCUCAGUGAUCAAGAUUGUUUUCAUGUAAUUUAAAUCAUUGCAUUCUAGGGUAUUGUUUGUCAUAUUGUGGCUGCACAUGUUCGAGAUGGUGUGUGAUGCAACCGUACGUAAAAUAAUACUUCAUUGGCUCGCAUACAACAGACAUACAGUACCAACAAACAUGGAAAAAAAGGGGAGUCUUUAGAGUAAGAAAUUAGCUGCUGCAUGUGAUUUAAAUUGCUACUUUUAUAUCCUUUUAUUUUUUGGGUCAGCAGUUAUUGGCUUUAGCUGUUGCAUUGUCCCUGCCCAAAUAUUUAAGUUAUUAUUAGUGUAUUGUCACGUUCUUAUUAUUAGUGUUUGCAUAUCUUCAGUGCUUUUUUUUUGUAUUCUUCUGGGCAAUGCUAAUAAAAUAAAAAAUGAUAAAAUAAAACAAAAAAGAAUUGCUUUUUUCAAUCAUUUUACUCAAGAAACCACAUGUACACAACACGAAACUACACGAUCUGCUCCCAUUAGGCUAAUAAUUGUUAGCUCAAUCAGUAAGAGUGCUGCACUGGUAUCGCAGAGGUCAAGGGUUCAAAUCCUGUACAAGCCUGAAUUUUUGUCAGGCUUUCUUUUGGCAACUGCAAAAGUUGUGUCUAUGUACAAGUGUAACUGUGAUCUUCUUUCAUAUAAUUCUUUAGUCCGCAGUUCUCUUAAUGAUUUUCUUAUGUUCAUAACGUCAUCAUACAUGCACAAUGCUGAACAAGAAAGGUAGUACAUGUAUUCAAUAAACUAAAACAUGAUGCACGAACAAGCCAUGCACACAUGUAUGGGUACAUGUACACCUUCAAGUCAGUUUGCAUGUACAUGUACCCGACUGUUCCUUGUUUUGAUGUUAUUAUUGUUGUUGGUUUGUUUUAGCCUGGGUGCCUAAUUCAAUUUGGUUCAUGUACAUUUUGUUUUGUUUUUUUUUUAUGUAUUUUGGGAAAAAAUCAAUAGUGAAACUGUCAAUGACUACAGUAUUCUCCCUAGGAUUUUGGAAAGGCCAGGGGGCCUUCUGACUCAGAUUUUUGAUACUGCUUGAACAGUAAAAAAAAAUCAAUUUGCUUUGACAAGCUUUUCUUUUUUGUUCCACGUAACUUGGGUUGACUGUCUGAGUUUUCCAUUGUGAGUAAGUUGUGAUACUGCUUAAAAUGUCAGCACUGGGAUUUCAGUUCUUACUCCGCAUAAGCUCCCUGAAGGGCCCUUAUGUUUGUCGGUCAAUUUCAAGAUGGCUGCUGUUUGGUGAAAUGAGUGCAUCACAGGUUAAACAUAUUUAUCUAAUAGUACAUGUAACUCACUUUUACAAUCAGUUGAUUAGGAGAAAACGCACAAGUAAAAACACCAAGGUCAAUGUUUCAUCAACGUUAUUGAUUGAUUUUGUCGCUGAAGUACCUAGUUCUAGAUGUCAACAUAAGCAUCCAGUCGGAUAAAUCUUUGGUUUUAAGCCAGGCAGCAACAAUUUUCCAGUGAAUUAAGCCAGGCUAGCCUAAAAUACCUAGGGAGAAUACUGGACUAUCUUUUUCAGUUACACCUGUAGUAUGCAUACAUAAUAGAUUACUCCAAGCCUGUGGAGGUGCAUUUCAGGUUCAUAGAUUCUGUACAGUGCAAGUACUGUACAUGUAGUUGCAUUCACAUUAUUUUAAACUCUAGAAGGGCUGCAACUGUUUUUUAUAUGUCAUAAGUGACACUGUACAUGUCUUAUAUAUUAAAACUUGCUCAUAUGACAUGUACACUGUAAAGCUAUGAAAAAAAUAUGUAUAAUUAUUUCUUAAUGUAAAAAAAUAUACAUUAUAUACAUUGUAACAUAUGACUUAUUUCAAUAGUUGAGCAUGUCUUGAUUUUUAUUUUUUUUUCGUCUCCAUAGGUUGCCAUAUUCUCCAUUAAAGCUCACUCCUUCAAGAAGUUCCUAUAGCCAUGCUGAAGAUGGGGUAACUUGUAAGCAUUCUUAUUGUUAUAAUGAUUCAGUGUUGUGCUCUACAUACUGUAGCUGAGCCCUCACAGGUUCCUGGUCCCGCCUAUUUUUUGCUCCAACUCAUAGAAAAUCAUAUUUUUUUAUAUAUAAAUAAAAAUACUGGGUACCCUGGAUUUCACAGAGCACUACAUUGUACAUUUCUGUAGGCUUUCUUUCAUCUUUUGUUAGAGCACAGCCAAGUGUUUUGUUCUGUUUUGAUUUGUCUUGUUAUUUAUUCUCACCUUUAUUUGAUUGUUAUUUAUUUUGUUGAAAUUUUUGAACCUGUACUAACCUCUACCUACAGUACUUACAGUACUCUACUGUAUAUUUUGCGAAGCAAUUAGGGCACAUUUAAGUACUUUAAGUACAUGUACUUGUAUCUGUGUUGUAGUUAUUGUUUUUUUUUUAUUUCAGGUAAUUUUUUUGUUUUGUUUUGUUUUUGGGUAUUUUAAUACCCAAAAAGCAGUGGUACACGGAAGAUGAUUUUUCAAAAUCUACUCAUUAAAAUUUUGUGACAUUUGAUAGAAUUUUUCUUUUAUUGCAUGUUAAAUAAUGAGAACUUUAAAAUGGAAGUUGAACAGACAAAUAUUUCAUGUCACAUUAAUUUUAAUAAUUGCAGUCCAAUUAUGUUAUUGAUUAUCUAAAAACCUGUCUGUUAAAAUUUGGUCAAAUACAUGUACGUUUCAAAUGGUAACGAUUUAUUAUAGUAAGCCGUGUGCAAGUUUAUAGGAAAAUGUAAUGAGCGAUUUUAUGUAAAUUUAGCAAAAGGGAAAUUCUAAGGUUGUAUUCAAUCGUUCAUGUGACCAUGAAAACAACGAAAAUGUGAAAUUUUACCUAUCAAUCAAAAUCUUUCAUCAGUAUAUUUUUCACUUGCCAAGUUUCAGCUUGUGAGCUGCAACGAUUUCUCUUGCCAUGAUUAAUAGUCCAGUUUCGAAUUAAAAAUCACCGUUGAAUACAAACAUUAACGACACAUUCAUACAGAGUUAGCCUCGACGUAAAGUAAAAUAUUCAGAAAUUCUGGCAAGUAAGUGUUUGAAAUUUGAAUAUACACAAUAGACAGAGUAAUAAACAGGUCUUUUUCUUGUUGGAAUUUGUGAAUACAUUACUUCAGAUGGAGGCUAAAGCUGAAAAAAUGCGUCUUCACUCCUUUAAUUCAGCGGUCAUAGCGAAUUCGAAAAUGGGCUAUUUGGCAAAUGACGUACAUUGUAUACUCACAAUUUAUUUAUACCUAACGUGUGUUCAGCCACCUUAAUGUACAAUAACAUAUGUACAUGUACAUGUAUGUUGUAAGGCAACAUUGCCUUUCAGGUUAAAUUUUUUUGUCAUUAUAAUUCCUUGAUUUUUUGCUGUUUGUUUACAGGUGACAAUGCAUACACUUUAAAUGAUCGUCUCUUUGCUGUCCCAAUCCAUGGACCUGAAACAUCCUGUUCAGUAUGCUACACUAAACGUGAGUUUGAGUAUGAAACAGAAGGAAGCUAUGUCCGGUGAGUUUUAAUGUUCCUUUCUGAACAUUUCCUUCUCCUGACUUCUGGUUCUAAAUCUACAUGUACAUGUACAUGAAAAGUGUGAUAAUGUGCAUCAAUUUUUACUAAUGAUGAAAAGAUUACAGGUAAUAUUAAUAUUCACAAUAAUGUCGCGAAUAACCACGAGUUGAAGUACACUUUUGCCAUGUUUAGUGUGUACACAUGGCAAAAAGACUGCCUCCACAACAAUAACAAAACACUGAUCACUCUCUAUCUGCACUACAUCUUCAUCUACAUGUACACUGUACCUGCAUGUCAGAAUGAAAGGGUAACAUGUAGUUUUAACUUGAACAAAAAAAUAUAAAAAAUUAAGACAGUUUAAUUCCUUUUUAAGGGUGAGCGUACCCCGAUCAUCUCUGCUCUCUCCCUACCGAUUCAAGCCUCACAGACGCUCCAGUUUUGAUCCCACUGAUGCAAUGAGUUUGUCGUCACAUUGUCUUGCCGGGUGGGAGAGUUCCAAACCCACAGUAGUUCCAAUGCCAUCAUCCCUGGAUCUCAGAACAUCUCUUCAUCAGUCACGCACCACUCUGGUUAGUGCAUAAUUGUCUUCAUGUCCAACUUAAUUGUUUGUGGCAAAGGGCAUACAGUUUUUACCCCUCCCCCAAUUAUAUAAUGAACUGAUUAUUCCAAAAAUGAAUCCGUUAGUUUAGCCACAACCAGUAUCAAAUUCAAAUCUGCAUUUCUGCAAUGCAUUAUGUGAAUUUUUUAUGAUAACUUCUUUGCUUUUAAUCAGGUCGAAAAUUCUUUGAAUUGAUAAAAUAUUAUUGCUUGGAAGACAUUUACAUCAAAUUCAAGAAACCUGACCUGGUGGAAUAUUUCAUAACAGGCUUGUGUGUGAAUUCACUGCUCAUUAAGUAUGUAGGAAUGGAAAGAUGUAUCUGAAAUCUAAUAAAAACUACCAACGGAUUCAUUUUUCAAAUGAUAAAUUCAUUAAUGGAAUCUUGGAGGGUGGGGGGGGGGGUAGUAUGGAGGGUACACUGAACUGGCUAGACUGUACCUAGUGGAUGGGAGUAGCUGCCUUCAACUUGUUUGCUAUUUUUACCCUUUAAGUGUCAAUAUCAACAUACAAAUUCACAUUACAGCUGUACUUUCCCUAAGAUUUCAACUUGCCGGGUAGAUGCAAUUAGAAGGCAGGGAACUGAUUCAACUGAAGUGUUAGAAAGUUCUUAAUUAUUUUGCUUUUUUUCCCCUUUCGUUCUUAUGAAAGUAGCCUGGGCUCAUGCUUAUGGUAACAGGUGGAAUCCCGCACCCCUAGGCUUCCCUGAAUCAAGACUGAAGUCCAGUUUUCCAUUAAAAGAUCAAAGAAUUUUGCCUUUGCCGAUCACUUUAAUAAUUUCCAUAACCUUUUCUGUUGAUGAUGUACAGUGUAUUUAUAAAUGUUGUUCCAAAGGAGUAAAUUGAUUUUGAUCACUCUUGUGACCACAGACAAAACUCCUUUACACAUGAUAAUUGUUUUCUAUCUCUCGAGACAGAUAGAUACAUGUAUCUUGCAAUUGUGGGCCGGCUUAUGCUUUUCCCGGCUAGUGGGAGUCUAACCCCUGGGUUUGCCUAGUCCCUGUACGGUGUUUUCUAAGUCCCUCUCGGUUAAUUCACUUCGGACCGCGUGACACGAAACGUUGGGCCGCGCAAAAUAAUGAGGCCUAGGGAAUAGGCAACUUCUGGGGGCUCAACCCUGUUUUAAAACUUUAUAUCCUGUACGUCCAGUUUGGGCAUGCGCAUGGUGCUGACAACCACGCCCUGUUAAUAAAAUUUUAUUUCUACACAAGCGUGAGGAAGAGGCCAUUCGCAAUCAAGAGUUCUUCAAAUGAUGCACGAAUCUUUUUUUCAUAUUAAUCAUUUGACAGGAUGCAUCACGAGCUGGCCGCUACCCUGGUUCUGUUGCUGAAAGCACUGAGGAAUUAUUAAACCGAAGCCACUCCCUCAGAUAUGGGCUCCAGGUUCUGGAACAGGAACGUGGAAGAAACAGGCAGCCUGCCCACACUACACCCUACCCCAUGCUAUGAGAACAGCAUCAAAGUAAACAUACAUACAUUUUUUUCCUUUAUUUUCGGUCUCCUUACUAG